Plectropomus leopardus (leopard coralgrouper) is the source of this 2705-nucleotide messenger RNA. It is a transcript of the gene bbs7, whose product is annotated as Bardet-Biedl syndrome 7. Gene Ontology annotation, biological process: intracellular protein localization; intracellular transport; non-motile cilium assembly. The record is from RefSeq and is a predicted model, not a curated record. Gene Ontology annotation, cellular component: BBSome; axoneme; ciliary basal body. Lineage: Eukaryota; Metazoa; Chordata; Actinopteri; Perciformes; Serranidae.
UUAUCUGGUCCCCAAGUGUUUCAGAGAACCGUCCAGCCUCGCGUUUACUAAUAUUCGCACUAAAAUAGGUUUUAAUUCUUUUUACAGCCUGCGCGAACAGAAACGCUCUUCUGUCGUUUAGAUUCCGUUAAAGAUGAUUUCUUCCGCCGAAGCAGACAGAUGUCGUGCGAAUAGUUGUCGUGUUAGCCAAUUAGCUUGCUAGCUAACGUUAGCACGUAGAGCUAAUCUUCUUGCUUUAGAUAAUCCAGUCCCAGCCUCUUUAUCGUCUUUAUUGUCGUCUUGAAAUUCGGAUGGUAAAUUGUGAGUAGUUUAAGGUGAACUGCAACUAAUGACCCUUGCUGUUUUAUGACCGGAUAACACACCUGGAAGAAUUACACCUCACUUUCCCUCAAAGAUAAAACACUCAGCGGAGACCGACGAUGGAGAUCCACCUUCAUCGAGUUGAUUAUAUUCAGGUCGGUGUGACAUCCCAGAAAACCAUGAAGCUGCUUCCAGCAUUGGGAAGAAAGGCAACCCAAAAGGUUGCUGUUGCUGAUCAUGAUGGUAUACUAACAUGUUUUGGGAUGAAGAAGGGAGAAGCAGUGCCCGUCUUUAAAACACUUCCAGGGCAGAAAAUAGCCAGAAUGGGCCUCGGAGGAGCUGCGGGGACUCCUCAGGAGAAGAUCUUUGUUUGCUCUGGUUCUCAGGUCCGAGGAUUCACCAAGAAAGGCAAACAGUUCCUCACCUUUGAAGCCAACCUCACUGAGAGCAUUAACGCCAUGCAUGUCUCAGGCGCUGACCUUUUUGUGUGUGCGAGUUACAUUUACAACCACUACUGUGACUGCAAGGACCAAGACUACUACCUCUCCGGAGACAAAAUCAACGAUAUCACGUGUUUGUCCUCAGAAAACCUGACUCGCCUCGUCCCGGUCCUGGCCUGCCAAGAUCGGGUUCUCAGAGUCUUGCAGGGAUCCGAGCUUGCCUAUGACGUUGAAGUCCCCGGCCCUCCGUCAGUCCUGGAACAGUACAACAAAGAUGGAGGUGAGGAAAUCCUCUACGGUACUACAGAUGGCAAAAUCGGACUAGUCCACAUCGGUGAGAGCUCAGCCGCGACAAAAUGGGAGAUCGACAACGAAAAAAAGAAAGGAGGGAUUCUCUGCAUCGACACGUAUGACAUUAUUGGAGACGGAGUGAAUGACGUCCUGGUGGGCAGGGAUGAUGGGACGGUUGAGGUCUAUGGUUUCGACAGCACCAGCGGGCCCACGUUACGCUUUGAGCAUGUGCUGUCAGAGAGCGUGACUUCCAUCCAGGGCGGCUGCGUGGGGAAGGAGUCUUAUGAUGAGGUCUUGACUGCCACUUACACAGGGUGGGUGACUGGUUUGACCACUGAGCCCCAGAAGGCUGAGGCCGGCCCCGGAGACGAGGUCAGGAUGAGUAAAGAGACUCAGUCCAAAGUAGAGGCUCUCAGGGCAGAGCUGGAGCAGCUGCAGGUCAAAGUCCUGCAGGGUCGUGAGCAGUACCAGCAGACCUCCCAGUCGAGCACAGCCGUCUCUGCUGUUCCCGUCUUCAGCGUCAAUGACAAGUUCACCCUCUGUCAGGACGACGCCAGCUACAGCCUCACUCUGGAGGUGCAGACCGCCAUCGACAAUCUGCUGCUUCAGAGUGACGUCCCCAUAGACCUGCUGGAUGUGGAUAAGAACUCGGCUGUUGUCAGUUUCAGCGAAUGUGACUCAGAGCAGCCUAAUGGGAACUUCCUCCUGGCUACGUACAGAUGUCAGGCCAACACGACCAGACUCGAACUCAAGGUGCGGUCCAUCGAGGGACAGUUUGGGACCCUGCAGGCCUACAUCACACCCAGACUGCAACCUAAGACAUGCCAGGUCCGCCAGUACCAGAUCAAACCUCUGUCCCUCCACCAGCGGACACACAGCAUCGACCAAGACAGGCCCAUGAACAGGCUCAGUCUGGUGGGACAGUUCAGUUUUGCUGAGAUCCACUCCUGGGUGGUCUUCUGUUUGCCAGAGGUGCCCGAAAAAACACCAGCGGGAGAGAGCAUCACUUUCUAUUUCCACAACACUUUUCUCGGGACUCAGCUUGAGGCCACCUACUGCAAAGGUGAGGGUCACUUCAGGUCAGACAACAUCUCCACCAUCUCUAUACUGAGCGAUGUUCUCUCGAAAGAAGCCACCAAGAGGAAAAUCAAUCUGAACAUCUCGUACGAUAUCAGUGAUGACUCUGUGAGUCACACCCUGAAGAUGAUCCAUCCGAAGCUGGAGUACCAGCUGCUGUUGGCCAGAAAAGUUCAGCUUAUCGAUGCACUUAAAGAGCUUCAGGUUCAUGAGGGGAACGCUGACUUCCUCAUCCCGGAGUACCGUGACAUCCUGGAUGAGUCCGCCAAUCUCCUCGAGGAGUACAAGAAGCAGCCGGCGCACCUCGAGAGGCUUUAUGGGAUGAUCACAGACCUCUUCAUCGACAAAUUCAAGUUCAAAGGCCAGAAUGUGAAAACCAAGGUGUCCUCGUUGCUCGAGAUACUCGAUAAUUAUGACUUAAAUUCUCUGUUAGACUUUUUUAAUGAGGCGUGAUAUCACAUGUAGAUCGGAGCGUAUUUAUUAACUUGUCUUGAAGCGUCUUUAACUGUGCUAUUUUUGUAUUGUAAAUACAAAAGUUUUGUUUAGAGUUACUAGCAGUGUUUAUGUCAUAUUGCCAUUUAGAUACUGUUUUACCUU